AUGCCGCACCCUUUCAAGUGGGAGAGGCUGAGCCAGGAUGAGGACCCGGAGCGCACUGUGACGCCGCGCGCUGGUCAUACGCUGACGCCCAGUGGGCCUGGCUUCAUCAUGUUCGGAGGCAUGGACAGCCGGAGGAACGAUCAGGGCCAGUCUGCCCCGAACAGCGACCUCUUCGUGCUGAAGCUGGGCAACAACCGCACGUACAAGUGGGAGUCGAUCGAAUUAGAUGCCGCAUCACAGGUGCCCCCCGCGCGCACGCUGCACUCGGCGGUGAGUACCAGCCCUACCAACAGCGACGAGGUGUUUGUGUUCGGUGGCAUUCAUUCCGCGAUGCCGUACCAGUGCUUGCAGGACGGCUGGAUACUGGACACCGCAUCCAUGGAAUGGAAGAAGGUGCACUUCAAGUCGCAGCCCACGGGCAACAAGGGAGUCGCGUCUCGGAGGAUGACGGGCAUGAUCCAGGAUCGCAACAAAGAGGAGUGGGGCGUCCGCCGGAAGCAGUCAUCGGGCAAGUUGCGGGGAUCCAAAGCGCGAGCGACAAUGACCAGCAGCUCGAGGGGCAACAAUGUUGGCCGCGGUGGCAGCGUUGCCGCCAGCAGCAUCAGCUUCGCAUCGCUGGCUGGAGCCGCCACCCGCGCUGUUCACGAGAAGCGCGUGUCGUCUCGUGGCGGAUCUAUGGUCGGGCUGUCCGCUGUCAUGGGGGGGCCCGGUGGAGCAUCUGGCGGCUCCUCCAAGAAAUGGCGCGGGAUCCUGCAGAAGAAGAUGGGCAGCAUGCUCCAGGCACCGCGCAGUGGUGCCAUGAGCAUGAGGAUGCGGAAGCAGGGGGGGCCGUCGAUGGGCGGUGCAAACCUCAUGGCGACCAACGAGGAACAAUUCCACGAAGAGCUCGUUGCAAUGGUCUCGCAAGCGGUUGGCGAUGACUCGGGCCCUACGAGUGACGUGAACAUGCCAGCACCUCGCUCCAACCACACCACGUGCUUGCACGAAAACGCCAUCGUUCUGUUCGGUGGUCACGGAGGCUUGGGCUACCAGCGGAAGGCGUUUAACGACGCUUGGCUGCUGAAUUUGGACAACGGGCGUUGGAACGAGCUGAUGUGCCAAGGGACACCUCCGCCGCCUCGCUCUGGGCACACAGCGUUCUGCAAGGACGGGUGCGUGUUCAUAUUCGGCGGCUGGAACCAUGAGUCCCAGUUCAACGACCUGUUCAUGCUUGACGUGGAGAACAAGGACUGGAACGAUCUCGACCUGUUGUGGGGAGUGCCCAGGUGGAAUUGCUCCCUGCAGCUGGUUGAGGCUAUCCCUUCGUGGCGCGUCUUCGUUUUCGGUGGCACCGCUGACAUUGGCGGCGAGGGGAGGAGCGGUGGAUCCUUUGACAACAGGAUUGGCGUGCUGAACCUCGGCGAGAACUACGAAUGGGAAGAGCAUCCGCUCUCGAUGGGUCCCGAGGAUUUGCGGCCCACCCCGCGCGAGCACUCGGCCAUCUGCUACGACCCCGAGGAAUCGCGUCUGCUCGUCUUCGGUGGCUGGUCCAACAAGUGGCUCGACGACGUGUGGCAGAUCAACGUAUCGUCAAUCGUCGGCCCGCCUUACGCCAUACUUAAGGUGGACCCACCGCUUGGCCCCGUAACAGGCCAGAUGAAGGUCAAGGUGUAUGGAGUUGGUUUCCUCGCCAGCCACGGCAUGGUCAGUGUCGAGUUCGCUGCAGGCAAGUUCAGCGCGAGCACGCAGGGAAGCGUCAUCUCUGACGAAGUCAUCGAGUGUCUCACACCUUGCGUUGCAAGCAGCUUGGGCCCGAAGGAGUGCAUCGUCCGCGUGCAGAUCGGGGCGCGCGACUUGACAACCACUACGACGACCUAUGCCUUUUUUCUCAAUUCGAUCGCAGAGAAAUCGCUGUGCUUUGGCCCCGGCGUCCUCCCAGAGCAGCAGGCGAACCAGGAGACCCGCCUGAUCAUACAGUUGCGCAAUCAGAACGGCGUGAAUCGGACGACUGGGCGCGACGAGUUCGUCAUCACGUUGCAGCAGAAAGUCCCGACAGAGGACGGCAAGGAAACCCGACGGGAGCUGCCGUUCGAGCUACUGGACAAGAACAACGGUCAGUACGAAAUGAAGUACAUUGCAGAAGAAGGCGAUGUAGAAAUUCACAUCAAACUGCUGGACGAGAACGGCAAGCCGCAGCCUAUCCGCGGUUCGCCCUUCAAGGCGUCUUUCACAUCUUCCGCCAGGAAUCGCGCCAACGAGUACUCUGGGCCUUUGGUUACGCAGUGGCUCUCAAGCACCCUAAAGAGUCUGGACGAGUUCUACCAGAAUACAAACACAGGCUACCAGCAGAAGAUCAAGGACGGCGACGUCAUGGCCCUGAUCAAGGUGAUGAACCACAUCAAGGACAUGUACGACCAAGAGGAGACGCUGAUCCUGCGUCAGGACGAGAUUUUCGAGACCCUCGCACAGCUUGAGAGGGAGGGGCUGCCAGGCGAAAAGCAGCUGAAACAGCUGAAGAAGGUCGGUGCGAACUUGACGCAGCUGAAGGAGGAUAUUAUCGCCAAGCAGAAGGAAAUACAGCCGACGGAGCAGAAGGAGAGCGACUUGUACAGGAAGAGGAUCGCCGAAUUCGAGACCGAGCUGAAAACAUACCAGUCGGGCUUGCGCAAGGAGGCUUACUAUCCAAGCGGCCUGGAGCUCGCCACCAAACGCUUGAACGAUGUUACCGCUGAUUUGGACAAGCUCCAGUCUCGGACGGACGACCUGUCGUAUAUCGCCACCAACUUCAACUAUGCGGACGCUCUGAGCGGCUCCAAGAAGAUCAUGCAGGCGAUGCGCGAGGACGUCGCGAGCGUGCGUUCGUUGUGGGAGUUCGAGCGAACGAGGAUCACUACCACAGAAGAAUUUCUGGUCGUCAGGUGGGGCGUCGUGGUUGCAGGCGAGAUGGAAGACGAGAUUAAGGCGCUCUUCAAGAAGCUGAAGGAGGUAAAGGUCGACAGGAAGUGCGACGCCUACCUAGGGAUCCAGGAUGUUGUCAAGAAAUGGGUGACGUUCUUGCCACUUGCCGGGGAGUUGCGGGACCCCGCAAUGCGGCCGAGGCACUGGACACAGCUCAUGGAGCUUUGCGGGAAGUCAAUCACGGUGACGCCCGACAUCCUGCUGCGCGACAUGUGGAAUUUGGAGCUUCACAAGUUCUCAGACGCCGUCGAGGACACGGCGGACCAGGCGAAGCAGGAGUCGAAGAUGGAGGCCACACUGAAGAAGAUUUCCGGCGAGUGGGCAGGUGUAGAGUUUGAGUUCGAACCGCACAAGGGGAACGACGAGAUCAAAUUAAUGAAGAUCACCGACGACAAGUUCGAGACCCUGGAGGAGCAUCAGGUUCAAGUUCAGAACAUGUUUGCGUCCCGUUUUCUGUCCACUUUCGAGACGGAGGUCGUUUUCUGGCAGAAGACGCUGGCCAACGUGGCCGAGGUCUCCCAGGCGUUGUCGGAGGUCCAGCGCUCGUGGGCCUUCCUCGAAAACUUGUUUAUCUACAGCGAGGAGGUGAAGAAGGAGCUGCCGGAAGACAGUGACAAGUUCGUCGGCAUCGACAUGGAUGUCAAGGAGAUCCUGAAGCAGGGCAGCGAGAUGACGAUCUGCAAGGACUUCUGCAACCAGGGCAACAUCUUCCAGCGCCUGGAGAAGACACAGACUCAGCUUUCCAUGUGCGAGAAAGCGCUUAACGAGUUCAUGGACGGCAAGCGCAGAGCCUUCCCCCGCUUCUACUUCAUGUCCUCCGCAGACCUGCUUGAUGUCCUGAGCAACGGCAACUCGCCAGCGAAGGUGGUGCCCCAGUUCCCCAAGUUCUUCAUCGCCAUCGACAGCUACACGCUGGAGUUCCCCGACGGCGAGAAGGCCCGCCCCUCCGCCACGGGCAUGGUCGCCUGCGUCGGCAAGGAGUAUGUGCCCUUCCCCGAGCCUCUCAAGCUGGAGGGCAAGGUAGAAGUUUACCUAGACCGGUGCAUCGACGCAUUCCGCCACGCCCUCAAGUAUUUUGCCAGGGAUCUGCUCGCGAGGUACUUCAGCGAGGGCUGCAACGACGACGGGGAAAAGCGCGGUCUCUUCAUCGCCGACAGUCAGGCGGCUCAGUGCGCGCUGCUGGUGCAGCUCAUCACUUGGGUGCAGCUCGUGGAGACGGGCUUUCAGGCCGUUGCCGAUGGUGACGCCAACGGUGUCAAGGAUGCGUGGGACAAGCAGGCAGCACUGCUACUCAAGCUGGUCGAACUCACGAUGACGAAUCUAGACAAGCCGACUCGCCAGAAGAUAAUGUGCGCGAUCACCCUGGACGCGCACAACCGAGACGUCCAAGCGAAGCUUUACAGGGAGAAAGUCGUGAGCAAGGACUCCUUCCAGUGGCAGAGCAUGCUGAAAUGCUAUUGGAGAGAGGAGCUCGACGAUGCAAACAUGGAGAUCUGCGACGCCAAGCUGCCCUACGGGUACGAGUACCUGGGCAACGGCCCUCGCCUGGUGGUGACCCCGUUGACCGAUCGUAUCUACGUCACUGCCACGCAGGCCCUCCAUCUCUGCAUGGGCUGCGCUCCUGCAGGCCCAGCCGGAACUGGUAAGACGGAAAGCACGAAGGAUUUGGCCAACGGUGUGGCCAAGGCUUGCUACGUAAUCAACGCUGCACCUGAGAUGGACUAUGUCUCGAUCGGAAACAUUUUUAAGGGCCUCAGCGCCAGCGGAUCCUGGGGCUGCUUCGACGAGUUCAACCGCCUCGUGCCUGAGGUCCUCUCCGUGUGCACAGUCCAGUUUAAGUCCGUGUGCGAUGCGAUCAGAGCGAAGGCGAAGCGUUUCGUGCUGCAGGGGGACGAGAUCAACCUGGACCCAGCCGUGGGCUGCUUCAUCACCAUGAACCCAGGCUACCUCGGCCGCUCUGAGCUGCCAGAAGGCCUCAAGCUCAUCAUCGAGAACAUGUUCAUGGGCGAGGGCUUCACCGAGGCGCCGGCGCUCGGCCUCAAGCGGUGCUGA
Messenger RNA from Prorocentrum cordatum, 4989 nucleotides. NCBI's taxonomy places the organism in Eukaryota, Dinophyceae, Prorocentrales, Prorocentraceae. The record is from the annotation of a GenBank genome assembly.